Messenger RNA from Metarhizium album ARSEF 1941, 3720 nucleotides. RefSeq names its product Src-domain containing protein. The transcript is spliced from 2 exons. The record is from RefSeq and is a predicted model, not a curated record. Lineage: Eukaryota; Fungi; Ascomycota; Sordariomycetes; Hypocreales; Clavicipitaceae. Gene Ontology annotation, molecular function: protein binding. Bases 1 to 3720 code for a protein of 1239 amino acids.
AUGGUUCCUGCACCACAAGCGCUCCCAGCCAAGUUUCCAUGCUGGUGCAGAGCUGUUUAUUCUUGGGGAGGCGAGUCCAAGCGAGAUCUAGGCUUCAUCGAAGGAGAUCUCAUUGAGUGUCUGAAUGCAGGCGAUGGAUCGUGGUGGGUUGGACGUCUGUACCGAGAUCGAAGAACAAUUGGAUCCUUUCCUUCCAACUUUGUCGAGAUUCUCCCUGAAGAAUUCCGUCCCAUGACAAGAUCGGCGAGCCCCUUGCCAGGAAGCAAUACCCCCAGUCCCAAAAACUUACCGGCCAAGUCAAAAACCUUUCGCAAGCCCUUCGAAGCAUACGCAAAGGCUCCCCAUUAUACCACGGCUAAACAACCAACGUCCUAUCGCAAUCCUCCCAAGACUGCUUCAUCUGCUGCCGCGGCCCCUGCCCCUGAAGCUCAGCAGCAGCAGCUCAAAGACAAGUCUGCCAGCUCUCUCAACAGAUCAGUCCACGAUACCAUUGACAGGGUACCAUCGCCGCCUGCGGUGCGCAGAUAUGGCUCUCGGGCACCAUCGCCAGCACUAUCACAGUCCUACCGAGACGGUCAUCGGGGCACAUCUGCAAGAGAUUCUGCUCCUCCAGCACCACCCCCUCAUCGACAUGUCGGCGGCGGAUCCCGACCAGGUGACAUGUCACGGCACGGUUCCAAUGCUUCUUUCCGUCCAUAUUCUCCUGCGGUCAUGACGAGACACGGGUCGAACGCUUCAUAUCACCAUCCGCCACAGACCCCGACACAUGCCUCGCAUGUGCCUGAACAUAAUUCCGUACGUCAAGGAGAAGUGAGUGAAGAGCACACACCCCAGGGUCCAUCACCAUGCCAGCACUCUUCCGAUGAGCUUCACAUGACACCAUCGCCGCUAAGAGAAGCGAUGGACAGUGUCAUGAAACAGCUGGACCAACUAGAUGGGCUAGGAAACAGUUGGGGUGGCGACCAGGUCCGGCACGCAGAAGUGGAGGAACAACCGCUUGGUCCCUGGGCACCAGAAUCUUUUGAUGCAAUUGCAAACAAAUCAAGGCGCAAGGGCUCGGGGAACACGAGACCUCUUACAUCCAUGGGAAUAGCCCACCGUGAUGAGGGUUACGAAACCUGGAGUGGCGGAUCCUCCCAGGAUACAUCCCUUCAAAAUGGUACUCGAGGUCAGAAGCACGAACUGCCCGAGUUAAGCAACUAUGUGGAGCGCAUGGAGAAACGAUUCCAGAGUAUGCAUCACUACAGCAAAAGCGCAGGGGUGGCAGCAGACAUAGAUCUUGACGCCGAGGGAGAUAUGCCUCCUCCACCACCACCACCGAAAGGUCAGCCCUAUCAAAGACCCAGAUCCUCGGCUGGUGAGCCAGCUGGUCGCCCACGACAAUUGAGGCCUCAACAAUCCGCGUAUGAGAUAGGGCGCGGUAGUGGUACCGCGAACGGGAGUGUAGGGAGAACGAUGACGACCAGAACCAACACCACCAAUGCUUCGACGGGCAACCAAAGCCACACCAGCUCAUCAACCCAAAGUAGCGGAAGGACUCUUUGGAGUGGAGUUUCAGCUGGCGGUAUCAGUUCCACGAGUGCCGGCAGUAUGGCUCGUCAGCAUAUGCGCUCGCAGAGUGCUAUGGACACUCGCGAAGCCGAGCUAGACCGUCCCGAUUCACCCUUUACUGGCGUCACAUACCACAGCAGUCAUGCGAGCCAAGUCGCCGGAAACAGUCGGUCGGAGGCCCAGACCGGCGUGGAAGACGAUCUGACAGCGUGUAUAGGAGGAUUGGUCCAACCCAAGGCACCUAAACGAAGCAUAUUCAAGAAGAUCUUUGACUCUGCCAAAACUGGUGUUGCAAGCAACAGAGGCAGCAUUGCAGCAGGCUCCAUAGGCGGAGGCAAUUCAGUUCGGGCAUCGCCAUUCAAUCGACCACGGCCUUCUGCGGCGCAAACUCCCAUGAGCUCAAGGAUGACUGGUAUCAGUGGCCCAGAUUACGGGAGCAAUGCAGCCCGAGAUAUGGGACUCACUGGCGGUAGCAGCGUGGACUGGGUCCAAGUUCGUCGCGAUGUGAAUAGGUCAAAUUCUCUAAGCAAAGCGGAGAGGAACGAGCGUCAAGAGCGUUGCCAGGUGAUGGAAUAUCCCGCCUUGAACCCGGUGGACGAAAUGUACGAGGAGAUUGAAGGCGACGAGGCAGCAGAUGGUAUGCCAGUGAGAGAGACAAUCAACUACCAGUCGAUAAAUCUGAGCCAGGUGGAUAAAAACUCACGGUUCAUCGGGGAUAUGCCACCAAUGACGAGUGCUAUUCAACUCGCAACAACUUAUGUGUGUCGACCUUACAGAAGCGAUGUGCAACGUCUGCGAGCUAUUUUUACGUGGGUAUCUGAGAAGAUCUGCUGGGAGGAAGACUUUGAGGGCGAUAUUGACACGCGUCGCGUCAUCCAAGCCAAGAGGGCCUGUGCGGAAGAAUACGCCGUCCUGGUCAUGGAGAUGUGUGCUGCCGUUGGGCUGGAAUGCGAGAUUGUCCGGGGUUAUCUCAAGAACCCAGGAGAUGUGACAGAUCUCAACAUGAUGCCUCGAUCAAAUCAUUGGUGGAAUGCUGUCAUUGUUGACAAUGAGUGGCGCAUCAUCGAUUGCUGCUUGGCCAGCCCAUCGAACCCCAAGCGUGGGCUAUAUUCAAGUGCCAAUGGAGCGACGGCCGACUCUUGGUGGUUCCUCGCUCGUCCGACGGAAGUGUGCUGGACACACGUUCCCGAGCACCACGAUCAGCAGCACAUUGUGCCCCCUGUGGCUCAUGAGAUCUUGCUCAACCUUCCCUGCACUUGCCCAUCGUUUUUCCGCAACGAAAUUGAGAUGGUUGACUACAACACGGCUGCGACGAGAAUCGAAGAUCUUGAAAUGGUCCACAUCAAAUUUAAUGUGCCAGCAGACAUUGAGGUGGCCGCCGAGGUGGAAGCUCGAGCAUAUACUCGGGACGCAGAUGGCGAUGUGUUUGAGAGUGGAGAGGUUGUAAAGAAGAGAGCGCUGGCGCAGGCAGAGUGGUAUGACGGGGUGAAGCGGUACACGGUGAAGGCCCUUCUUCCAGGAGACGAGGGCCAGGGCACACUCAAGAUCUAUGCUGGCAAGCGUGGAUUGAUGCACAGUAUCAAAGACAUUCCUCAUCCAUUGGCAUUCGCACUUCCCAUUGUGCACACGGGGGAGAAUCCGCCAUACGACUUUGUGACCCGACACCCUACUCCGCACGCUCAACGUCACGACAUCUACGUGGUGCAGCCUCAAUGUCAAAGACUAGCUCUUAACAAUACGUUUGUCUUCGCCAUUCGACAGCACCCAAGCUCGACGUUUAGCGGACAUAAUUCGACGUUGACUCCGGCAUCGAACCCCGGACGGACGAGCCCCAAUCCCUUUGCCCGGCCGAGUUCGGCUAUGAGCAUGAAUGCAUCGAGUGUGAGCGGAUCGAAUCCCAGCUCAGCCAGCGGCACAGUGGCAGGCAAGAAGCCUGCCAAGCUGGCUAUUCAAACGCCCGGCGGCAAGAUCCUCCGUCUUAUGAGGAAGGAAGACCGCAAGGGCAUUGCCGUUGGCAGCAGAGGGCUAUCUGACGACGAAGAUGUCAGUGACGGCGGAACAUGGGAGACCAUCAUUAAAUGCUCCGAGAGGGGCGUGUGGAGAGGUUUGGUGUUGGCAGACCGCACCGCGCGAUGGUGCGUGUUUGCCGAAUGGACUUGUGUUGGCUAA